CCCCAAACCAGAUCAGCCCCCCCCCCGCCUUGCUCCUCGCCCUUGAUGCCAUCCCUCUCUCCUCUCUUCCUCCACCGUAACCCGAUCCCCUUCCCGCUCUCGCGCUCGCCCUCGAUCCGCUCCCGAAUCUGCACCCAGAGGCGGAAUCGACCGGAUAUCUGUUUCGCUCGGGCGGUUCCGUCGGUCGCCCUGCCGGAUCUGAGAGGCCCGCCCCGGAGAUCGUCCUUCGUGAGGUGCUGCGUGGUGGAUCGGUCGCCCCCUUCGCCGGUGCUACCAUGGCAACUGCCGCGGGUGAGGGCUCCGCGGCCAGGAGGUUCUGGAUCGGCUCCAAGAAGGAGUCCGUCUUUGCGUCGUAUACUCCGUUCAUGGUGUGCCUGGCGGCAGGGAAGCUGGACAUGGACACCUUCCGCAAUUUCAUUGCCCAGGAUGUGUUCUUCCUCAGGGCGUUUUCUCACGCCUAUGAGAUGGCCGAAGAAUGUUCCGAUGAUGACGAUGCCAAGGCAGCAAUCAAUGAGCUGAGGAAAGCCGUUCUUGAUAAACUUAAAGUCUACGAUUCUGUAGUUCAGGAAUGGGGAAUUGAUCCCACCAAAGAGAUAAUUCCCAAUCCUGCAACACUGAAGUACACUGAGUUCCUGCUUGCAACAGCUGAUGGUAAAAUUGAAGGAGGGAAAGGUGCUGGAAAGAUAGUCACUCCCUUUGAGAAGACGAAAGUUGCUGCCUAUACAGUUGGUGCGAUGACCCCAUGCAUCAGGCUUUAUGCAUUUUUGGGCAAAGAGCUUCAGUUUCAUAUGCAAUAUGAGGGAAAUGGUCAUCCUUACAAGAAGUGGGUGGACACUUAUUCCUCUGCAAGUUUUGAGGCACAUGCUUCACAAAUAGAAGAGUUGCUGGACAAACUGAGUGUUUCGUUGACUGGUGAGGAGCUAGAAAUCAUAGAAAAGCUUUACCACCGAGCGAUGGAACUUGAAAUUGAAUUUUACAAUGCUCAGCCAAUUGUCCAACCGGUGGUGGUGCCAUUCACAAAACUGCAUGAGGCGGAUAAUCACCUGGCUAUUUUUUCUGAUUUUGACUUGACAUGCACUGUGCUCGAUUCCUCUGCUAUAUUAGCAGAGAUCGCAAUUUUAAGCGCAUUCAAGGCUGGUCAGAGUGGGACUGAUAAUCUGAGUGCUCAAAGGUUACCAUCAGACAUGAGGAACUCCUGGGAUGCUCUCUCUAGGCAAUAUACCGAGGAGCAUGAGCAAUGCAUAGAAAGCUUACUUCCAUCAGAACAAGCAAAGGCAUUUGAUUAUGAAAGCCUAUGCAAAAACCUUGAGCAGCUCUCCAAUUUUGAAAAACGAACAAAUUGUAGGGUUAUUGAGUCAGGGUUGCUAAAGGGAAUACAUCUAGAAGACAUAAAAAAGGCCGGGGAGCGUUUGGUUCUCCAGGAUGGCUGUAGAGAAUUUUUCCAGAAGGUUAUAAAGAUAAAAGAAAAACUGAAUGUAGAUUGCCAUAUACUAUCAUACUGUUGGUGUGCAGACCUCAUAAGAUCAGCCUUUUCCUCGGUAGGUUGUACAGAUGAUUUGAGCAUACACUCGAAUGAAUUCGACUACGAGGAAUCGGUUUCAACAGGUGAAAUUGUCAGAACAAUGGAGUCUCCCAUGGACAAGGUUAAGACAUUCAGAAGCAUCUUAGCUAACCUUAGCAGCGAAAAGAAACAUUUGUCUGUCUACAUUGGGGAUUCGGUGGGUGAUUUGCUGUGCUUGCUGGAAGCAGAUGUCGGUAUUGUGAUUGGAUCGAGCAUAAGCUUGAGGAGAGUUGGGGAGCAAUUUGGUGUAUCCUUUGUUCCGCUGUAUCCAGGUUUGAUAAGGAAACAAAGGGAGGUUCCAUCGGAGGACUCCCUUGUCUGGAAUGGGUUGUCCGGGGUUCUCUACACAGCAUCAAGCUGGACAGAGAUACAUGCUUUUCUUUUCGGAGCAUAAGUUUUUUGCAGAUGGCUCCUCUUGUUUCUUGUUGCUUUUCUUUGUGAAUGCGCAUUACAUCAAUGCAUGGCUAGUUUUCUAGAGCCGCAGGUGAAUACUCCUUCCUAUUUCCCCUUCCGGUUGCUCGAUCCAAAGCGGAGUUGCUGCAGGCUCAGGCAUUUGUGUCAUUUUAGAUCUGACAGAGGGAUGACGGUCAAGUUUCAGUUUGUGCAUGUAUUCUUUUCUCCAUAAUUUUUGGGUCAAAAGAAUAAUGUUUCAAGACAUGAUUUUAGAAUAGGGUAUUCGAUCUGAGAGUGUGCCGCCUGCUUAAGAUUUGCGGAUACAUCAUAAGAUUCGUGUAAAGCCUCUCUCCGUUGUAAAGACUGAAAGACGUUGGAGAUGCCUAUAUUUGAGUCCUUUAGCUGCAGCAACUGUUGCAAGUCUCAGUGUACCUGUAAUUCUUUUCUGUAAAUUCUGAUGAUCAUACUUGGAGGUUCA
Musa acuminata AAA Group (dessert banana) is the source of this 2432-nucleotide messenger RNA. RefSeq names its product bifunctional TH2 protein, mitochondrial. Gene Ontology annotation, cellular component: cytosol. NCBI's taxonomy places the organism in Eukaryota, Viridiplantae, Streptophyta, Magnoliopsida, Zingiberales, Musaceae. The record is from RefSeq and is a predicted model, not a curated record. The transcript has 7 exons. Bases 276 to 1955 code for a protein of 559 amino acids.